Messenger RNA from Cyanistes caeruleus (blue tit), 3420 nucleotides. RefSeq names its product hydroxyacid oxidase 1 (gene HAO1). Lineage: Eukaryota; Metazoa; Chordata; Aves; Passeriformes; Paridae. The record is from RefSeq and is a predicted model, not a curated record. Gene Ontology annotation, molecular function: oxidoreductase activity; FMN binding.
CUCCCUGAAAAAUCCCCUAACUCUGCCAAAGCUGUGAGAUUUUGAGGCCAGCAAGAAAUGUACAGACCUAAGUGAGGCGUGCUCAGGUUGUGGUUCACGUUUUAGGCAGUGCUGCAGGAAUAGGCCACGGGGCAGCUGUGCCAGAGGGAGAAGGGACUGCCAGGAACCAUCCCUGUGACCUCCUUGGAUGAUGUGAGCGGCUGCUGGAUCUGGCAUGUGGAUUCAUUCUGCUCAGGUUGGCCUUGACCAUAUGAACUAAAAGAUGGUGCUGAAGUCCAGGAUGACACAAGAAGCAAAACUCCAGAGUUUAAAAGAGUGGGAAGUGGGAACAAAGUAACCCAGUGAGAUCUGGCAAACAUGUCUGGCAAGCCAGUGUGCAUUGCAGAUUUUGAGGAGUAUGCGAAAACCUUUCUGCCCAAAUCCGUGUACGAUUAUUACCGAUCUGGGGCGGAUGACCAGGAAACACUGGCUGAUAAUGUCGCAGCGUUUUCCAGGUGGAAGCUGUACCCCCGGGUGCUCAGGGACGUCUCGGUGAUGGACCUGUCCACCUCUGUUCUGGGCCAGAGGGUCACGGUGCCCGUGUGCGUGGCCGCCACCGCCAUGCAGCGCAUGGCUCACCCCCACGGAGAGACGGCGACUGCCAGAGCCUGCCAGGCCGUGGGGACAGGGAUGAUGCUGAGCUCCUGGGCCACCUCAUCCAUCGAGGAGGUGGCUGAGGCAGCUCCGGCCGGCCUUCGCUGGCUGCAGCUGUACGUGUACAAGGACCGGGAGGUCACGGAGUCGCUGGUGAGGCGCGCGGAGAGAGCCGGCUACAGAGGGAUCUUCAUCACCGUGGACACCCCGUACCUCGGCCGGCGCGUCGCCGACGUGCGCAACAAGUUCCAGCUCCCGCCGCACCUCAGAUUAAAAAACUUCUCCAGCAGUGACCUGGCAUUCUCCUCAGGGAAAGACUUUGGAGAAAACAGCGGGCUGGCUGUGUACGUUGCUGAGGCCAUCGAUGCCAGUGUCAACUGGGAGGACAUCAAGUGGCUGCGGGGGCUGACCUCGCUGCCCAUCGUGCUGAAAGGGAUCCUCAGGGCUGAUGAUGCCAAAGAAGCUGUAAAGAUUGGGGUAAAUGGGAUCCUGGUGUCAAAUCAUGGAGCACGACAGCUUGAUGGGGUCCCUGCUACUAUUGAUGUCUUGCCUGAAAUUGUGGAGGCUGUGGAGGGGAAGGUGGAGGUGUUCCUGGAUGGUGGUGUAAGAAAAGGCACGGAUGUUCUCAAGGCAUUGGCUCUUGGUGCCAAAGCUGUUUUCAUUGGGAGACCUGUCCUCUGGGGAUUGGCUUAUCAAGGUGAAGAAGGAGCAAAAGAAGUUCUCCAGAUGCUGAAGGAAGAGUUUCGCCUGGCAAUGGCACUGACAGGAUGCCGGAGAGUAGAAGAAAUUGGCAGGACACUGAUCCGAAGACAUCAAGUAUUGUUCUCCAAGAUUUAGGUCUGAAGACUCUUGCCUUGUGCGCUGCCUGUUGUGCUUCCAGACAAAAUCCAACUGCAUUCCCUCUGUGGAAUCCCUCUCCUGCAAUCCUGACUGAGGGAAUGCUCUCCUCUGUAGGAGAUCACUUGUUGAAGAAAGAACUCAAAGCAAAUUUUACAGGUGUUUCCAAAUCUCUCGGGCUCUUAAGGAAAGCUGCUACACUGGGAGGUGUGAUUAGAGAUGGGCCUUUACAUAAGACCAGCGUAGACACUUCAAUCUCAAAUGCUGAUAAUUAAUUUCCAUGCCUGGGAGUAAUUUAGCUGUUAAAGUGAAACUAUAAACAGAAAUGUUUUGAUAGCAAACAGAAAUGCUGAAUUUUUAAAUGGAAAAGAUGCUUCUUGCUCACUGUUUAGAGAAACUAGACUGUAGAUUGUAGAGAUUAAAUCUUGCUUUCUUAUGAACAGAGUGUCCUUUCCCUAGUGACUUUAUAAGCAUCUGGGCUUGUGGCACGUAGACUUUAGGAGCCCAGAGGACUCUUCAUUGUAAGGAACCACAGAGCAAAGCAAAAUUGGGGAAAAUUGGGGAAAUUCAGCCAUUUAAAUGGCACAAGCUCCUCUGCAAUCAGACAGCUGUUAUGUACAAGCAUUGGAUGUACAUCAGUUCCUAGGCUAAUGCAAAUCCCUGUAGCCCAAACUGUGCCAGCUGCAUCCACCUGGAGCUCCAAGUCACAUUUUUCACCUGGAUUGAUUUGCUAACAGUGGCAAGGGAAGGCUGAUGCUACCUGGGGGAGUUUGUAGAAUUUGCAGCCAUGUGAAAAAGGGAAACUUGAAUAAUUGAGCCAUUAACCCAUGACUUGGGAAGAGCCUAGUGGUUCUAUUGAGUUUCCAUGCACACCCUUAAGUCAGAUAAAUCUUUGUGUUCUUCACUCUGCUUAUGAUGAGGAUGCAGAGACACACAGGAUCUGUGCCUCUGUUCUCUAAACAAUCCAAAUAUCCACUGAAUUCAGGAGAAAUUUUACAACAGUAAAGAAAGAGGUAAGACUAUACUGUUCUCAUCUUGGGUAAAACCAAGUGUAGCUCUUCACCUGCCUCAUAUCCCUUGCAGGUAUGGCGGUAUUACAGGGAGCAGGGAGAGGGCACACAGGUUUUGAACAUCUUGCUGUGAAAAUUUAAUGUUCAUUAUUAAAGAUGACUGAAAAAGAGAAAAAACUCCUCAUGUCAUGGUUUCACUGACAUCACCAGCUCCACCAUUUGUUUCCCAUCAGCCUCAUGCAUUCUGACUCUCCCGCUUUGCUCAGUUUGAAAUAUCCCUUACUGAGCUUUAGAGGCAGCUUUGUAAUGAAAUGAUGGAAUAUUAUAAUGUGAACUAAAGCUGGGGCUGGAACUCGAAAUGGGGAGAAAACCCAAAAGGCCACAUGCUUGCCCUCCAGUUGUAAAAUUUGUACUCUUAUUUACUGCAGAAUGUGGUCUGUUGUGUGAGAGUUGCGUAGCAACAAAAUAAAGUUUAUCUGUGCAAGGAAAUAUGAAUGUUUCUCAGAGCACAGAGAAGCAUGAUUUCUGCUGUUUACUGCACUUAUCAUAUCUGUUGCAAUGUGGACUGUGUCAGAUGUCAAUUACGGACUAACUUCGGCAAGACUGUUUAUUUGAGAUAAUAUAAAUGUUACUUAAAAGACAGGGGCAUAAUAUCUUAUGUUUACAUGUUUAAGAUCUAUUUCUAAAGCUCAGAAGAUGCAGUUUCCUGUCUUUGCCCCAACCAGAUUCAAGGAAAGUUCUGAAACUCGGUGGUUCAAUAGAAGUUCUGAUGGUGAGGAAACCGAUUUCAUUACUUGUGCGUAAUUCACUGUUUCUAGUUCCUCUGGGAUAAGGGGUUUAUAUUGUUUUUUCCUGCCUGUUAUCUGAGAAUCUUCUGACUGCCUUCCAGUUCAACCCUAGUAAGACUAGACAAGCAUUAAAAACUAGAAUUUAAGCCAAA